ACUGACAGUCGGGUGCUCAGACGCUUCCUCGCCGCACUCGCGUCGUCCAGACUGUGGCCUUCGAUACCUUUUUUUUUUUUUUUUGGCGAAGUGCCCCCGACUCCCGUCAUUCAUAAUAACUCAUUUUGUAUAUCUAGUUUGUUUUUAUACCGCGUGAGGAAGAAUGUCGUCCGAAGCCCCCGAGUACUCCCCGUUCUUCGCAGUGAUGGGCGCCUCCGCGGCGAUGGUGUUCAGCGCCCUGGGAGCGGCUUAUGGCACAGCUAAGAGCGGCACGGGAAUCGCCGCCAUGUCCGUGAUGAGACCAGAGCUCAUCAUGAAGUCCAUCAUCCCCGUGGUCAUGGCGGGUAUCAUAGCCAUCUAUGGCCUGGUAGUAGCGGUGCUGAUUGCCAACAACAUCUCAGAGAGGGUCACCCUCUACAAGAGUUUCCUUCAUCUGGGAGCUGGGCUGAGCGUGGGCCUCAGUGGGCUGGCAGCAGGCUUCGCAAUCGGCAUCGUGGGCGACGCGGGCGUGAGAGGCACAGCUCAACAGCCGAGGCUUUUUGUGGGCAUGAUCCUCAUCUUGAUCUUCGCCGAGGUCUUGGGUCUCUACGGGCUCAUUGUCGCCCUCAUUCUCUCCACGAAAUAAACGCCCAAACAUCUCCACUACAAGAUCUGUCCUUUAUGUUGCUGCUGGAGAAAGUGUAAAAUGGGGUGGGGUUCUAAACAGAAGAAAAAAAUCUGCCAUACAAGAAGUGAAAGUGGGGGAAAAAGGAAUUAAAAUGGCUCCAUAAAUAUGGUCUUAUCUCAACAAUAUGUACAGUCGUCCUAAUUUGAUAGUCAACUUGUAAAUGCGCAAUGUAGUGAUUUGUCUGUCUUGUGUGUUUCAAACCAAAUGUAUGAAGAAGAAGAUUCCUUAUUUUUCCCUCCACUUAUUUCCGGCCAUGAGGCCGGUGAGGCAGCUCCAGGUCUCCAGCUGACCAAAGGGCCACACAGCCUUUUCUCCUCCCAUAUUAAUUUGGGAGUUAAAAUUCUGCAUUAAUCUUAAUGAUCUAUUUGUAAAGAGAAAUGUGUCUGGACUUAAGAUUUUUUUUUUCUGCUGAUUUUAUUUAUAAGAAAUUGUUCAUUGAACUAUAUGAUGCAGCAAAAGUCUUUAAUUCCCCAGGAUAUAUUAAACAUAUAUAUAUGGAGAUAUAUAUAUGGAGAUAUAAAUGUCUAUAUAGAUAGAUUUAAUGCACUGUGGGUUAAAUGUGAUAAGUGGUUGGAAUUCCUCUGGAUGUAAUUCUUGGUUUAAUUAAGAUUGCCUUUAGUAUGUGGCUGGUGGAGUGGGGGUUUUGUGUGUAGCUGUAUUCUAAUCAUUACGCAAACUUUCUCAAACGUCAGUGUUUUCCUGUAGUACUGCUGUUUGCAUUAAAGUUGUGUGCGCCCCACGUUGGGUCUCACAAGUGUAAUUUCCAAA
Messenger RNA from Scophthalmus maximus (turbot), 1435 nucleotides. It is a transcript of the gene atp6v0cb, whose product is annotated as ATPase H+ transporting V0 subunit cb. The transcript is spliced from 3 exons. Gene Ontology annotation, molecular function: proton-transporting ATPase activity, rotational mechanism. Gene Ontology annotation, biological process: proton transmembrane transport. Gene Ontology annotation, cellular component: proton-transporting V-type ATPase, V0 domain. NCBI's taxonomy places the organism in Eukaryota, Metazoa, Chordata, Actinopteri, Pleuronectiformes, Scophthalmidae. The record is from RefSeq and is a predicted model, not a curated record. The coding region runs from base 164 to 625 and encodes 153 amino acids.